Suillus plorans is the source of this 813-nucleotide messenger RNA. RefSeq lists its product as uncharacterized. The coding region runs from base 1 to 813 and encodes 270 amino acids. The transcript has a single exon. The record is from RefSeq and is a predicted model, not a curated record. NCBI's taxonomy places the organism in Eukaryota, Fungi, Basidiomycota, Agaricomycetes, Boletales, Suillaceae.
AUGUAUUAUUAUCCAUUGCUCAAUGAAAUACUACCUGAUUGGAAGUGUGCUGGUCAUCAGAUAUUCAUUUGUCGACUCCCGGGUCCCGGAACUCGGAAGUCGGUACGGUUGACCCAAAUUUGGGUGGUCGGAACUUGGCUUCUUGUAGGGAAACACAAGCCUCGCACCCCGGAUUCCAAAUUCUGCAAGACAACCUGUGCACCAUCAAAGGCCAUGUCAGGAGAUCACCUGCUGCUCCGGGAACUCGGUAACUUUGAUUUAUUACCUCCUCUGAGUACGGUUGACUCACAUUUUGGUGGUCGGAACUUGGCUUCUCGUAGGGCAACACAAGCUUCGCACCCCGGAUUCCACAUUCUGCAAGACAACCUACGCACCAUCAAAGGCCAUGUCAAGAGAGCACCUGCUGCUCUCUUCAGAAACAUCUCAACUUCGGUUGGCCAUUUAACACGGAAAGUAUUAACUAAAUUAUGUGUUGAGUUCCGGGUCCCGGAACUCGGAACUCGGAGCUCGGUACAGUUGACUCAAAUUCUGGUGGUCGGAACUUGGCUUCUCGUAGGGCAACACAAGCUUCGCACCCCGGAUUCCACAUUCUGCAAGACAACCUGUGCACCAUCAAAGGCCAUGUCAGGAGAUCACCUGCUGCUCCGGGAACUUGGUAACUUUGAUUUAUUACCUCCUCUGAUUUGGUUGAUGUACAACUACCUCAGCUCCAUCAUGUCUACAAUUAUGAUACACAUGGGCCCACCCAUCUAUAUUUUAUACCACCCUCGGCCCACCCGUCUAAUUAAUAUGCGUCUGGGCCCACCCGUCUAA